Molecule: messenger RNA, 450 nt
Organism: Didymodactylos carnosus
Lineage: Eukaryota; Metazoa; Rotifera; Eurotatoria; Philodinida; Philodinidae
Source: the annotation of a GenBank genome assembly
AUGUCUGACAAAUUACGUCGGCUAUUGUUGACCAUUACAAACGAUUUAAGUGAUGAACAAAAGGGCAACUUCUUAUUUCUCAUAGGAGAUGAUGUUCCACGAUCUCAUAAAGGUCAAGCAUUAACAGAAGUGUUUGAUACUUUGAUAGUCGGACAUAAGGUCACAUGGGAGGAUUGUUCAUAUCUAAUUGAUAAAAUGGAUGAUAUUGGUCGCAUUGAUUUGAAACAAAGAAUAGCCGAUCGAAAUAUGGUAACAACAAUCAGCACGUCGUCCACUGGAAUUAGUAGCAAUAGUCCAACAAAAUCCUCAACAUCAGAUUUCCAGCCAGAAAGAGCAUCAGCCCCGACUAUAUUAGAUGAGUUAAUGGCUGAUAAUGAAGAAGAUGCCAUACAACUAAGAGGUAUGAAUGACGGUACUAAUGACUGUACUAAAUUUUCGUACGAAGUUUAG